Halteromyces radiatus is the source of this 1737-nucleotide messenger RNA. RefSeq names its product SNF2 family N-terminal domain-containing protein. The transcript has 13 exons. The coding region runs from base 1 to 1737 and encodes 578 amino acids. The record is from RefSeq and is a predicted model, not a curated record. Gene Ontology annotation, cellular component: cytoplasm. Gene Ontology annotation, molecular function: ATP-dependent chromatin remodeler activity; ATP binding. NCBI's taxonomy places the organism in Eukaryota, Fungi, Mucoromycota, Mucoromycetes, Mucorales, Cunninghamellaceae.
AUGGUACCUACAAUCAAAGGUGGACUACCAGAUUGUAAUUGUUGUCAAAGUGGUGACGAUAAAGUGGUGCGUUUGAUUGCACGAUCUGCUGUUCAAGGAACGAAAUAUUGGCUUCAUAUACACCAACAAGAAGAUCUCAAUGGACUUUUAUCACGCUUAUGUUCACUUUAUCCCAAUGAAUGGCAAUCAAAUGUCACUUACAAUGUUUAUGUCGAUGUAGGUGGUAUUUAUUAUCCUAUUGAAAAUGCUUUUUGGUUAAGAGAUAGAGAUCAUAUUCUUGUGACAACUAUGACUGAUAUUUCCGAUAUUCCAGAUAUUGAUAUGAAUGCAGUGCAUGCAAGCCUUCGUGAUGAUAUUGUACUUCAAGAACACCAGGAGGAAGGGAUACGACAAAUGAUUCAUAUGGAACAAACUAGCCGUGGAGGUGUCUUGGCUGACGAAAUGGGACUUGGAAAGACUUUACAGAUCUUGGCUACGCUUUUACGACAACAACCAAAGUUAGAUAUUCAAGCACGAACGUUGAUCAUAGUGCCAUCACAUGGUAUUGCUCACCAAUGGACAGAAGAAAUACGCACAAAAUCAAAAUAUGGUAGUUUACCUUAUUUUAUUUAUCAAGAGGAAACAAUCUUUUUAUUGGAACAACCAUGCUUCAAGGUAGUGAUUACAACUUAUGACCGUGUGCGAUCUGAGUACCAGCGACGAUAUCAACAAAACUUAUCUGCUCCUUUAUUUAAUACCAAUUGGUAUCGUAUUGUAUUAGAUGAAUGUAAUAAACUACGCAACGUACGAACAAAACUAUAUGACGCCAUUGUGGAAUUGCGGGCAACUUAUCGAUGGUGUUUGACAGGAACUCCUCUUCAGAAUGAUGUUUCCGAACUUUAUCCUAUUUUCAGAUUCCUAGAUAUUGAUUUACCUAUAGCAAAACGAAGUGAUAUCAAUUAUAUAUCAGAUCUUCUUGGAAAACACAUGAUACGACGGAAAAAGGAGGACCUUCAAAAUGCAUUGGCUAUGGAACCCAGAAAGGAAAUUCGAAUUGAAUUGGAAUUUACACCACCUGAACGUGCACUCUAUGACUAUUUGGAACAAAUUUUAUACAAGCAACUUCAAACUAUAUCCCGUAGGAAGAAUACAAAGGAAGAAGGUUUAAGGGCAUCUUUACUUUAUCUACGAUUGAAACAAGAUCUGAUUCCUACUUCACUUACAAAAUCAGAUGAAGAAGUAGCAAAAAUGUUGAACUCUGAUACUGGUUGUAAUUGGACUGCUGAUCGACGAAAACUUGAUUCUGAACUCAAGCAUGUAUGUGAUACUAUCAGAGACUUUUAUGACCAAUGUGGUGAUGAUGACCAAAUUACUCAACCUGAUAUGGAUGAACUAGAAAAAUUACCUUUUAUGAUUCGAUCUACUAAAGUCUCUUGGCUUAUCAGUUUUUUACAAGAAUCACUUGAAAAAUCUCCAGAGGAUAAGAUUGUAGUGGUUUCUCAGUUUGUUGAUUUCUUAUCUAUUAUAUCUGAUAUUUUGAAAAGUGUCAACAUUACACAUGAAAGCUAUGUCGGUGAUAUGCCAAACUCGGAACGAAGAUUUUGUUUGGAACGAUUCAAUUUUCAACCUCGAUGUCAAGUAUUAUUAUUAUCUUUGAAAGCAGGUGGUGUUGGAUUGAACCUUCAAUGUGCAAAUCAUAUGGUACUUCUUGAUCGAUGGUGGAAUCCAGGUAAGAAGAGUAACAGCAAAGAGACAUAG